AUGAUGCUGGGCGUCGCCGACGGCGUCUCGCAGAUAGAGGACUUCGGCCUCGAUGCGUCGGAGCUCCCCAACGAGCUCCUGAGGUGCUGCGAGGAGCUCGCGAUGGCACAGCUCCUCCCGGACAAGAGCGCGAAGCUGGACGGCACGUACCGGGGUCCCAUCCCCUUGAUGAGGGAUGCCUACGAGGCCACGGAGAGCUACGGGUCCACGACGGCGCUCCUGGCCAUCCUGGACAACAGCACCCGGAUCCACGGGAAGCUCCAUCCGAUGAUCGCCGUGCUCUCGGUGGGGGACUGCGAGCUGCUCGUGCUGCGCCGUCUGAAGGGCCAGGAGCUCUUCGAGACAGUCUUCCAUCUGAAGGAUGCAGCGCAUCGAUGGUAA
Prorocentrum cordatum is the source of this 381-nucleotide messenger RNA. The record is from the annotation of a GenBank genome assembly. NCBI's taxonomy places the organism in Eukaryota, Dinophyceae, Prorocentrales, Prorocentraceae.